CGCCGCUGGGGUGGCAGCGCAGCUAGUCCUCCUUGCUCCAGAAGGUAGCUGGCUUUUCUCCGGUUGCAGAUGAAAGUGCUAGGCGCUGCCAGUCCUGGUACCCGUCGCCUGAGGAGAAGUUUUCUCUUCUGGACAACCAACUCUUACCCCUCCUAAGAAUCUCCACCGCAGACCUACCCUCAGCAAACAAAAGUGACCCAGUAUCCUGGCGGCCAAUGACGGGCUGAGCAGGAAUGAGAAUACGGGUGCCUCCCCCCGGGGUGGGGGUGCGGUCGGGCCUCUAACGGGAAGUUAUCUCAUGGUGGCGGUUCCUGAGGUGGAAGAGAGGCUUGCAGCAACCCCCUGUCUUAUCCACUGAGGGGAAUCAAGGACUUGGACUCUGGUACCUCCGAUCUUAACUACCGUCCUUAAGAGAGAGUUGAGGCACAAAGAAAGUGUAGCUUCUGAGCUGAAUGGUGGCAAUGCUGCAGAGUAAAGAAGAAUGUGGGAAGGAGCCAAAGAAAACCUGUACCCCAUCUGCACAAAAAUUGUAUAGCAUGAUGUGCUAUAGCCCUAACUCAUCCAAAGAGGAAUCCUUGGGGGUCAGUUCCCCAAAGGCCAGGUUAAAGAAGAAGGAAGAGAAAACAACCACAGAAAAUGGUUCAAGCAGUGGCCAGGAGAAUAAAGGAAAGCCUCAAGACAAGCAAGCAGAGAAAGAAAAGGAAAAAUCAAGUCUCACCAAUGCAGAAUUUGAGGAGAUCGUCCAGAUUGUGCUACGGAAGUCCCUCCAGGAGUGCUUGGGAAAAAAAAAUAUUAUUUUCAGAGAGAGGGUAAUGGUACCUCAUAUCCUAGAGAUUUCAGCCACUCAGGAAGCUGGAGUAACCUCUGUGAUAAAGACAUCUAAGCCAGGCCAGCCAGAUCCUGCACCCUCUGAGAAGAAAUCCAAUAGACCCUUCCUAAGCAAAGGAAAGAAGGGAGCCCAAGAUGAGAAAAUGGAGAAAACCCAAAGUGGACAUGAGCACAGACAGAAAGACCAACUGAAAAAAACAGUUCAGGUUGAUUCUCAAAUCAGAAACCAGCAAAGAGGAAAAGGAGGUGGUUUUGGCCAAUGUCUUGUUUGGGUCCAGUGCUCCUCCCCAAACUGUGAGAAGUGGAGGCGGCUUUGUGGAAACAUUGACCCUUCAGUGCUUCCAGAUGAUUGGUCUUGUGAUCAGAAUACAGACUUGAAGUAUAAUCACUGUGACGUCCCAGAGGAGUCCUGGACAGGGCGUGAGAGUGAUGUGGCCUAUGCUUCCUACAUUCCAGGAUCCAUCAUCUGGGCCAAGCAAUAUGGUUACCCCUGGUGGCCAGGCAUGGUAGAAUCUGAUCCUGACCUGGGGGAAUAUUUUCUUUUUGCUUCUCAUCUUGAUUCCCUGCCGUCUAAAUACCAUGUGACAUUUUUUGGAGAAACAGUCUCUCGUGCUUGGAUCCCAGUCAACAUGCUAAAGAACUUCCAGGAACUGUCCCUGGAGCUAGCUGGAGUGAAAAAGUGCAGGAACAAGGACUGCAACCAGAAACUGGGGGCAGCUCUGAUGAUGGCUCAAGAGGCAGAACAGAUCAGUAUUCAGGAACGGGUUAACUUGUUUGGUUUCCGGAGCCGAUACAAUGGAUCUGACAGUAGUGGGGAAGGAAAAGACUUAAUGCUUUCUAGGGCUAACAGCCCAGACUCCUGCUUAGAGAAAGAAGAGGAAGAGUCAGAGUUGGAGGAGGAGGGGUUGGAGGAGGAAGAAGAAGAGAAAAAAGACCCGACUUUGCCCAGUCCCAAGCCAGCCAGAAUUCAGACAAAAAAACCCAAGGCAAGAGGCCUAGCAGAUGGACAAGAUGGGACCCUGCAAAGGAAGACACUGAAGAGAUCUCUGGGAAAUGAAUCUGCAGCUCCUCCUGUACUCAUAAUGGGAAGGAGAGAAGGAGGACAUGGGAAAUCAGAGCCUGACCAACCAGGUCCUAAGAAAAAAUUUAGAGCUCCCCAAAGCAAAGACUCAGUAAUCAGCUUGUCUGAGGACAAAGAAGCUAGGAUGGCACCAAAGGGCCUGAUCCCACCAGCUCAUCUCGGGGUUUGUCCUGUGAUGGGGGCAGAAGGCUGGAAGUGUCUUCAGGAAGCUGGAAGUGUCCCUCCUGACGAUGAAGCCUUCAGUGACCUGGAUCUGGAGCAAAUCCUGGAAGAUGUUGGAAAAGAGCCAGAGCAGCUGGAGGAGCCACAGUGUGGAGACGACCCCAGGGAGUUCACUUUGGCCUUCUUCGAGGAAUAGCUUAGCUGUGUGCUCCUGCCUCCCUGCUGCUCUCUCACCCCCUUCCCUGUGAGCAGCAGAGAAAGCCCCUCGGAGGGUCCCUGAGAAGCUGCUACAUGUGGGGUUUGUUGAUCGGCCACAGUCACAGCUGUGUGGGUUUAUGUGUUAAUAAACAGG
Nyctereutes procyonoides (raccoon dog) is the source of this 2423-nucleotide messenger RNA. It is a transcript of the gene ZCWPW1, whose product is annotated as zinc finger CW-type and PWWP domain containing 1. Gene Ontology annotation, molecular function: zinc ion binding. Gene Ontology annotation, cellular component: nucleus. Lineage: Eukaryota; Metazoa; Chordata; Mammalia; Carnivora; Canidae. The record is from RefSeq and is a predicted model, not a curated record. The transcript is spliced from 17 exons. The coding region runs from base 453 to 2267 and encodes 604 amino acids.